Molecule: messenger RNA, 5675 nt
Organism: Myripristis murdjan (pinecone soldierfish)
Lineage: Eukaryota; Metazoa; Chordata; Actinopteri; Holocentriformes; Holocentridae
Gene: fgfr4
Product: fibroblast growth factor receptor 4
Exons: 21
Coding region: 875-3712 (945 amino acids)
Biological process (GO): regulation of bile acid biosynthetic process; protein phosphorylation; multicellular organism development
Cellular component (GO): signaling receptor complex; plasma membrane
Molecular function (GO): fibroblast growth factor binding; ATP binding; fibroblast growth factor receptor activity
Source: RefSeq, a predicted model, not a curated record
GCGCAGCGGAGCGGAGUAGGAGGGCCGGUGGAGAGACGCAGCCAUUCGCCCCCUCUGCUGUAGAAGUGAAACGGGCGCUGAGGUUGAGCUCCACAUUGUAGCUGCGGACAGCGCAGAGCUCAGACCUGCGGGGCAAGAAACUCGCCGAGGACUUUUAGGUUGGAGAGGAGGUCGAGAAGCUGCGUGCCGCGGCGCGUAAAGACGCACCGAAUUUACCCAAGACGCCGCCACAGAGAGGGACUCUCAACUCCAACACACGUUUUAUGUCAAUCUCCUGUCUCUUUUUCUCAUCUGUUGUUCCGUCGGAUUUUUCCACAAACAUUUUUAGAGUAAAGAUAGGGUGCCUCGGGACGCGUUUGUGCUUCAGUCCCCCCGCUCUUUCUUUAUGUCUUUUUCUCUCCAUGGAUUUAGCGCUGUGAGCGGCCGGCCGGAGUGGACUUUGUCCCAGGGAUCAGCUCCUUCCUCCGGUCACCAGGAGCCCAGCAGCUGUCGUUCAUGUUUCGGGGGGUUGUUUUGAUGGAUUUAUAAGCUCAACCCCCCCCCUCUCUCUUCUCAAGCGGAUCCACGCUUGUCGAGAAUCUCCCACAGACUCGUUUUGAACAGGAUACAGUGGAUACAGCACCAAAUGAGGAUUUCAGUAUUUACUGGUAUCGACAGGGACUGGGAGUGAUUGGCUUUUUUCCUGGUGCGAAAUCAAACCGGCCCCUGGUCUUGACUACGAGGACAGAGCAGGAGGAAAGGAUCCAGAUUCCGUGUCUUAGUGGGUUUCCUUCAGGUUGCCAAUGCCAGGGAUCGGGGUGUGAGGCCAACCCCAGGCUUCAACUUCUGAUUUAUUUCCUCUCACCUGAAGACACACACGCUUCACGUCCAGAAGAUGGCGAGGGUCUGCGCGCUCUGCGUACUCAUCCUCUGCCUCACAGAUGGAGUCUCAUCUAGAGCCAUCGAUGAAGGCCGAACCAAAGACCUACGGGUCUCCAGGCCUCUGAUCCUGCCCGGUUACCCAGAAAACACCACAGCGGUUUUAGGCGGCCAGGCGAAGCUUGUGUGUAAAGUGCACCGGCCGGCGUCCACAAGGGUCCAGUGGCUGAAGACGGAGGUCGGCGUCCCGGGGAGAAGCCAGGGAGUGCAGCCUCGCCUUAGGCCUCUAACGGCCCUGCAGAGCAACGCCUCCAAGCUGAACACUCUCCAUCUGUCCAACAUCACCAUGGAGGAUGCAGGAGAGUACAUCUGCAUGGCGGAGACCACGCACGCAGGGCAGACGGUGCAGGCCAUGCAGUCUGCGUGGCUUGAAGUCCUGCCGGGUACCAUCAUUUCCCGAACUGUGGACCUGACAGCUGCUGAAAUCCCUGCAGAUGUCCUUGAGGACCUGAGUGAGGACACCACAGAGCACCUGCUGCUGGAGCCGGGCGACGUCCUGAAGCUGCGCUGUGACAUGACCGGCCGGCCGGGUGUGGCAGUCAACUGGUACAAGGAGGGAACCCGGGUCCUGCACACACCCCGCAUCCAGAUCCGCGGUGCCAUCAUGGAGAUCACCGACGUGACCUACGAGGACUCGGGCGUCUACGUUUGUGUUCUGCGCGGCUCCAAGGAACCGCUGAGGAACUUCACCAUCACCGUGGCCGACUCGUUGGGGUCGGGGGACGAUGACGAAGACAACGGCCUGGAAGAUGCAUCAGCCGAGAUCGAGAAUGACCAGGUUUACUUCUCGAGAGGUCCCUACUGGACCCACACCCAGAGGAUGGAGAAGAAGCUGUACGCUGUGCCUGCGGGUAACACGGUGAAGUUUCGCUGCCCGGCCAUGGGCAGCCCCAUGCCCAGCAUCCGCUGGCUCAAAAACGGACGUGAAUUCAGAGGGGAGCACCGCAUUGGAGGUAUCAAGCUGAGACACCAGCACUGGAGUCUGGUGAUGGAGAGCGUGGUGCCCUCAGACAGAGGAAACUACACCUGUGUGGUGGAGAACAAAUAUGGCUCCAUCACUCACAGCUACCUGCUGGACGUCCUGGAGCGCUCACCUCACAGGCCCAUCCUGCAGGCCGGCCUACCAUCCAACACCACGGCGGUGGUGGGCAGCGACGUCCAGUUCUACUGUAAAGUCUACAGCGACGCCCAGCCUCACAUCCAGUGGCUCAAACAUAUUGAGAGGAACGGCAGUCGCUACGGUCCUGAUGGGACACCCUAUGUUCAGAUCCUCAAGACUGGCAGCCUGAACAUGUCCGAGGUGGAGGUGCUCUACCUGUCCAAAGUCACCAUGGAGGAUGCCGGAGAAUACACAUGUCUGGCCGGAAAUUCAAUCGGCUUCUCCUACCAGUCGGCCUGGCUCACCGUCCUCUCAGAGGAAGAAGCGGCGGACGAUAUGGACACCAUGGAGACCAAGUACACCGACAUCAUCAUCUACGCCUGUGGCUUCCUGGCCCUCAUCAUGGCCAUCGUCAUCGUGGUGUUGUGUCGGAUGCAGGUUCACCCCAGCAGGGAGCCGUUCGACGUCCUUCCUGUCCAGAAGCUCUCCAAAUUUCCUCUUCGCAGACAGUACUCAGUGGAGUCCAACUCGUCGGGGAAGUCGAGUGCAUCACUAAUGCGGGUGGCUCGCCUCUCCUCCAGCUGCUCUCCCAUGCUGGCUGGAGUCAUGGAGUUUGAAUUGCCCUAUGACCCUGACUGGGAGUUCCCCCGAGAAAAUUUAAUGCUGGGUAAACCUCUGGGAGAAGGCUGCUUCGGUCAGGUGGUCAGAGCUGAGGCCUACGGCAUCAACAAGGACUGCCCAGACCAGGCAACCACUGUGGCUGUCAAGAUGCUCAAAGAUGAUGCCACAGACAAAGACCUUGCAGACCUUAUCUCGGAGAUGGAGCUGAUGAAGGUGAUGGACAAACACAAGAACAUCAUCAACCUGCUGGGAGUCUGCACACAGGAUGGUCCCCUGUACGUGCUGGUGGAGUAUGCAUCCAAAGGCAGUCUGAGGGAGUACCUGCGGGCCCGCCGUCCUCCAGGCAUGGACUACACCUUUGAUGUGACCAAGGUGCCCGAGGAGCAGCUCACCUUCAAAGACUUGCUGUCCUGCGCCUACCAGGUGGCAAGAGGAAUGGAGUACCUGGCCUCUAAAAGGUGCAUCCACAGAGAUUUGGCAGCCAGAAACGUUCUGGUGACUGAGGACAACGUGAUGAAAAUCGCUGACUUUGGCCUGGCCAGAGGGGUCCACCAGAUCGACUAUUACAAGAAAACCACCAAUGGACGGCUGCCAGUGAAGUGGAUGGCACCAGAGGCCCUGUUCGACAGAGUCUACACACACCAGAGCGACGUGUGGUCGUUUGGCGUGCUGAUGUGGGAGAUCUUCACCCUGGGCGGCUCACCGUACCCCGGCAUCCCUGUGGAGGAGCUCUUCAAGCUGCUGAAGGAAGGACACCGCAUGGACAAACCCUCCAACUGCACACACGAACUCUACAUGAAGAUGCGUGAGUGCUGGCACGCUGUUCCGACCCAGAGACCGACCUUCAAACAGCUGGUGGAGGAGCUGGACAGAGUGCUGCUGUCUGUCUCUGACGAGUACCUGGACCUGUCCACACCGUUCGAGCAGUAUUCCCCGUCGUGCGAGGACACGUCCAGCUCCUGUUCCUCCGACAACGACUCCGUUUUCACCCACGACGCCUUGUCCACCGACCCCUGCCUCCUGGGCUACCAGGACGUACGCUCCCGAAUAGACAUGAAGGCGGCGCUCCGAUAAACACACACACACACACACACAACGAGCACACACACACGCACACACACUGCCACACACACAUACAUUCACACGUCUCAGAAUGAAAUAAAAGCUGAGAUGAACACAUGAACACACACACAGAGGGCUUUCGCAUGAUGUUGAACAUACGCUGGCGGCCAUUUUGGAGGUCCAUCGCUGACGUUUCAUCAGUUACAGCGAAUCUAAAGGGUACUAGUCACAUGGGGAUUGAUUCUUUUAACACUGAGUUUGUGUUUUUAGGUAAUGUCAGUCUUAUUUGCACACCAGCUAAUGUGCGUAGAGGCUAAUAUUAGGUAGCUAGCAGUUAUAUUACCAUGAACAUUGGUUGGUGUGUUGAAUUAGCUCGCAGGCUAGUUAGCUCGCUAAUUAGCCAGAGGGCUUGUUAGCUAAGUAGCCUGCUAACAGCGGACUCACAACUAUUUUUCAGAAAGCUCGGUGUUUUUAACCAAUUUUUUUUAAAAAAUAUAUACAUUUAGUGAUUAUAUAAGUACAACAACAGCAAUAUUUCCCUGGACCUCCAUGAUGGUGCCAGAGAAAGCCGCUCUAUGUAGCUGUACAUGAACAUACACAUAUAAUUAUGCGUACAUGAACACUCAUAUGCACGUGGAGCACUGGGGCCGCUGGGCUUCAUCUGGUGAUGGAAGUUUGUCGAAACACGCUUGAUCGUGGGAAGGAGGAGGAGAAGAAAGGAAGAAAAACAAGACCAUGGUACUUGAGACUAUCAGCUCUGGCACUGGGCCCGAGAGCAGCUCUGGUUGGCAAACGGUGGCACUAACGCAGCAGGAGAGCCUGGCACCUGCUCCCGCCAGGCCCCGUCCUCGCUUCGUCUCCCUGUCCUCGCCUCGCCGUCUCCGCCGAGAGGGACGGACGGACGGCCGACGGACGAGCAUCUCCUCAAACAAACUCAGCCGAGACCCCAAACCGGGGCUUGAAACCUAGAAGAUAAAGACAUUUUAACAAACAAACAAAAAAAAAAAAGAUUUAUUUUGAUAUGUUAAAAAAAAGAAGAAAGUGAUUGUUAAAUAUAAAUCUCUCUCUAUAUAAGAUUAUUUUACUUAUUUUUUGUUGCUUAUUUAAAAAAACAAACAAACAAACAAACAAACAAAAAAAAAAAAAACGGUCUUAAAUCUCAGGAUCUCUCGUGCUAAGAAGUUGCUGUAUAGGCAGCAAAGUGCCUGAAUUUGAUUUCCUGUGAAUAUAUUAGAAUAUUGAAAUAUUGUAUGUACAUAUCAACAGCAAAAAGACAAUUGCCUUUUUAUAUAUAAAUUAUUCUAAAUGACAUGAAAAUGAAGGUGUUAUUGGAGGUGAAAAAAGAAGAUAAUGUAAUUUCGUUUUCAGCUGCCAAACGGUCCACAGCUCUCACUGUCUUCAUUUUGGCGUCACAUAAUGAAAUGACCAGUUUGAAAUACUGAAAAAUAUUUUUACAAUGAUCACACCAAAUGACUGAAUUUUGCAAAGCUAGCUUAAAAUAUGGCUCUUACUUUGGAAAUCCUGGCAUGUUGUCAUGAUUUGGUACAUUAUUCUGGCCUUAAGCUGCUGUGCUUACCCCCCCAAGGACCACUGUGCCAAAUGCCGUUGUAGGACAAAAACACACACCUGCAAAAAAAAAAAAAAAUCAAAAGAAUUCAUAUUUUCUUAUUAAUGACCAUGUAUUUCUCAGCUCAUGUAAGUGAUUUGGAGCAGGUUUCGCCAGCCUGAGAGUCACUACAGACGUCAACGGCCAUGCAAACCAUCACGUGAAGGCAAAAUGUUGUUGUCGUUAACGUUAUCGUCGCCCGACAAGAGCCUCAUGCUUCUGAUUGUUUGCCUACGCGGCUUCACUGUAAGAGACAGUGUGGCCGGGGUGGGACUCGCUCUGAGAGGACAAAAUGACGAUUGGGCAUGGGGUGGGACUCGGUGGGGAGCUGGCCCGGGCCCACUGUCGCUGCUGACAAGGCGGUGGGGG